CGGAUCUGCCGCGCGAGCCGAAUCGGCGCACGACUGUGCAUUUGAUUACUCUUACUCCUUAGCGUUACUUCGACCUUUACCCAAAGGAGAAGUUUGGCAUUGGCGAUUGAAGGUUACGUCAUGUGCUGCUAGAAAAAAUCUUCUACAUUUGUUUCGAAAAUAUAGCCGACAAGUUCUAAGAAAUGCUGAACAAUGCAAUUAAUUUUAACAACUGAUGUAGAAACGGGUAUACAGAGUAACAUGUCAACUAUAGAACAGAAAUCUUUGGACCAGAAAUUUGACCAUGCUGCCUUAAUAGAAAAUUUGAUCAAAGAUUACGAAGGUCACAAGGAUGGUGAUGAGAAUACCGAAAAAACUUUAGAUUCGUGUAACGAAACACUAAAAGAUAAUAGCAAUGGGGACGCGACUGGGGAUAAGGAGGUACUAUCAGACGGAGAGGACAUCAUAGCGGAUGAAAGGGUUCAGGUCAAUUCAGAAGAAAACGAAAAUAAAGUUUCUGAACAAUCAGAACAGUUGAAAGAUUUGGAUAACAUUGAGAGCGAUGAGCCGGGAUUGAAUAAUAUUGAAAGUGGCGAUGAAGUGCAAGCAGAGGAAGAAAAUAAUGAUCGAAUAGGAAAUUGUGAUCUCGAAACUGAUGGUGCUCAACCUGAUUCGUGUGAAAAAUCUAACGAUGCAAUUUUAGAAGUACAAAAUAGGGAACAAAAUGGUAAAGCAGUGGUUGAAGACAAUGAGAAACAGGUUACUACUAUAGAAGAACUAAAUGAAAAUCAGGAUGUGGCAAUGGAUGUGGACUCGACGUGUCUGGAUCGAGAUUGUAAAAAUGAAGAUAGUGAAGUCUUUAAUACGAAUGUUACGUCUUAUGAUGAAACUAGUCAUGUCAGCACGGCCAAUGAUGAGAUCAUAAACAUAUCAGACGAGAAAGAAGAAGAUGCAAGGAACUCUGUUGAAAAACAAAACCAUGACCAAAAACCUAUUAACACACACACAGAAAUGAAAUCAAGCGAAUCUGAUGUAUUAUGUGAGCCAAAGAAUGAAUCAGACAUAAAAAUAAUAGAUAAUGCUACUCCUAGCGAACAAAAGACUGGAAUUAUAACUACUAAAGAUGGUGGCAAUUUAAGCGUUAGCCCGGAGAGAAAAAUAUCUACGGAAAAUAGUAGCGAAGAUAAAAAAAAGCUUUCUCAUAUAUGUAAACUUUCCAACACAUUAGAUAUAUUGUCAGACGAGGAGGACGAAAUACCUCAGAGAGAUGAAGAAAAUGAAUCUCAGAAGGAGAGAAUUGGUGAUAGUGACAAGGUCUGUAUUAAUAUAGACGACGAUGAUGAUAUUAUGUUGGUCGAUGACAACACGCCGCUGGUGAACAGAGAACUCGUGGAUGCUUCUAAAGCCGGCGAUGUUAGUGAAACUUGUAAGGAUGAAACAAAAUUAAACAUGACCCAAGAAACGAAAACAUCAACCAUGAAAGAAGAAACUCUAGUAAAAGCAGAAAACACAAUCGAAAAUGAAAGGAAGGAAAGUGAAGAAAAUUCAGAAUUAAAGUCUGCUGUAGAUUGUAAAAAAACAAAGCCUUUGUUACCUACAAAUUUCCUUAAAACAUGUAAGAAGAAUUUAGCAGAUAUGACCCGAGAUGAGCUUGAACAAUUCUGUAUCAUGAAAAUAGUGGAAGGUGUUGUUGAUAGAAGCAAUUUGGCAGAAAUAAAAAAUCAAUUGAAAACAAUGGCUCAGAAUCUUGAUGAAUACAAGAAAAGGACACAAAUGAUAUCAAAACAGAACAGAGAUUUGCAGGUUGUGUUGAAAUCUGUUCAAGAGGAACAGAAGAAGGGUCCAGAUCAUGUCAUUAAUCCAUUGAAAAUUACAAGAUCUGUCGGCAUGCAAGUGCUAAUGACAGAUAAAUGUGCAGCUAGAAGGAAAUCAGUCGCAGGACCAAAUAAUAAUACAAAUAACAAACAGAUUAAAUCACGAUUAAUUAAUAGUAAGAAGACUCAAAUGAUUCCCGUACCUAGGUUGGUGCCGGCGGUCACUACUACUAAUGUAAGCAAUAAGUCACCUACAAAUAAACAAGCUUCUGGGUCAUUCCUUAAUGGAGUAUCUGUUAAGAGUUCACCUCCGGCACCAAAGACUGAGAAAAGGACUCAUAGUAAAAUGCAACAGAAUAAUCCAGAUACAGUGGACCUAACAGAUGAUGAACCACCAAGUAAACAACCCCAGAGAAAUAUUAACCCACCAGUCAGAUUGGUCCCACCACAAAAUUUAAUGGCUACACCAAGACAAACGUUUUCUAGCAAUAUAAAUAGUCCCCGUAAAGUAUAUAUACCAAUAAGUGGUUCACAGACUCAAAGUGUUCGUCCCGGACAAACAUUCAUGCUUAAAGCUAUAUCACCUGCACAAGGUCCUCGGCCAAGAAUGGCAUCGUCACUGAUGUGCAAACAACCAAGUAAUGUUAGAGUUGGAAGACAAUUGACAAGACAUCCUGCACCUUUGCCUGAAUCAACAAAGCAAUUCGAACCACCAAAUUGGAAAUCAUUGCCUCCAGCACCUGAAUUAAAACUAUCCAAAGUUGAAAAUGGUAUUGUUAUUUCAUGGAAGAUUGAUGGAUUUAUAGAGGAAAAUUAUGAAGAAAUAGCAAGUUUUCAACUGUACGCCUAUCAGGAAACCACAUCACCUCCCAAUACAGCUCUAUGGAAAAAAAUUGGUGAUGUGAAGGCACUUCCACUACCUAUGGCUUGCACAUUAACUCAAUUUAUGGCUGGUUAUAAGUACUAUUUUGCUGUUCGGGCUGUAGAUGUCAAAUCCAGAGUAGGUCCUUUCAGUGAACCAGGCAGUAUACUUCUUUUGAAUAAAAUGUAAGACUGAAGAAUAUUAUGUUACUCAUGAGAGCUUGCAGUGUCAUACAUUGCGGCUCUAAUUUGAAUUAGGUGACCUCACAGGUUUUUAUUUAUAUAAUAUGACCUGUUUCUUUUGUUCUCUUAGAAUAAUAAUCUUUUUGUAUCGUUGUUAGUGUUAAAUGUAAAUAUUAUAUAAAUAUAAAUAGUACAGUUAUAGGUGCAUAUUCUUUCCUCUCCGUUUUUGAUAGCUUCGAUUUUUUGUAGCUAUAACGGUAGUCAACAUGAAAAUAAAAUAUAUAA
Molecule: messenger RNA, 3122 nt
Organism: Danaus plexippus (monarch butterfly)
Lineage: Eukaryota; Metazoa; Arthropoda; Insecta; Lepidoptera; Nymphalidae
Gene: wde
Product: activating transcription factor 7-interacting protein 2
Exons: 4
Coding region: 193-2844 (883 amino acids)
Biological process (GO): regulation of DNA-templated transcription
Cellular component (GO): transcription regulator complex; nucleus
Molecular function (GO): transcription coregulator activity; protein binding
Source: RefSeq, a predicted model, not a curated record